CAUACACACAGACCAGCUUCUGCCACAUCUCCUCCUUACGUCAGUGUGUUUUGGAUCAGUUCUGAUCUAGUCAGACCUGUUUUGUUUUGUUAACUUCCCUGUUAGCGGAAGUCACCUAGCUCUCACCUGGGCGGAGUCUUCAGAGGAACACCGUCCGUCGGGUAUCUGGAAAACGACCGACCAAACUGCUCAAGAUGUCUGUCGGUUGCUUGGUUUCGGUGGCUUUGUUCUUCCUCGCAGCAACAGGUGUGUGUGGCUUUUCAGUCACUACCUCCGACCCAGAUGUGCGGGUUAAAGAGAAUGAAGGGACUGACCUUAAAUGCUCAUAUUCAGCCGACUUUGGUUCAAACCCCAGAGUUGAGUGGAAGUUUAAAGACCUAGAAGGCUCACAGACGUAUGUGGUUUUUAACGGGCAACCAACUGCACAAUAUGCCACCCGAGUGACAGUGUACGGCAGUAAUCUCAGAUUCUCCAAAGUGACCCGUAAGGAUAACGGAGUGUACAACUGUGAGGUGUCAGGCAACAACCAGUUUGGGGAAACUCGAGUGAAGCUGACUGUACUGGUGCCUCCAUCUCCGCCUGUGUGUAAGAUUCCCUCCUCAGUGACGACGGGUACGACCACAAUCUUGACCUGUCGUGAUAAAGACGGCUCGCCACCGCCAACAUACAAGUGGUACAAAGCUGGCACCCUUCUGCCCCCUGACCCUUCUAAGAUUUCUGGCUUCAAGAAUGCCACCUACAAGCUUAAUACAGUCAAUGGCACCUUGGAGUUUCCCAGUGUAAGCAAGGUGGACACUGGUGACUACUACUGUGAGGCUGUCAACGAUGCUGGUCCUCCGCAGAGCUGUAGAGCAACAAGAAUGGAAGUCCAUGACCUUAACACUGGAGGAAUCGUUGCCGCAGUCAUAAUAGUUCUGCUGCUGCUGGUCCUACUGGGAUUUGGCAUUUGGUAUGCCCACAAGAAAGGAUACCUGCCCAAGAAGAGUGAAAGCAAAAUUAAGUCCAAUGUGGUCUACCAGCCCCCAUCACUGUACGGUGGUGAGGAUGAAGAUGGGGAUUUCAAACAGAAGUCAUCAUUCGUGGUAUAGUCUGCACUAAACACGACACAGUAGGAGCACACCUCGGUUUUAAAUGUUCCAGCGUGGGAUAUUUCUGACGACCUUCUUUUUAUUGGCUCCGGUGUUUGCAGUUUUUAUGGACUUGUGUGAUUGUUUUUGUUGAUAUGAACUUUGUGCUUUAGUGUUUCUGAUGUAUCAGCUUGUGGUGUUUAAGUGUCAAGGUUAAAUGAAACUAUUUACUACAGACCAGCAAUGAGACGUCUCUCAUACAUUUGUAAGUUUUUUAUUUCUAGUAGGGUGACUACAAAUGACCUUUUUACUUUCAGAUAUAUGUUUGUGGGUAUCUCUUGUGUGAUUGACAGACCUAAAAUGUCAUUGCUGAAUCUCUGAAAGUUGUUUUAUCUUUUUUUUUUUUUUUUUUUUUUAAACCAGCUGUUGUGUAAUAUUCUUUUCUUGAUAAAAUUUGUUAGAUUUCACCUGCUUUCUUUUUUACUUCUCCAGUUUAGAACAAUUUCAGAAUCAGUUAACAGUUGUUGUCUCUCAGCUUCCUGACAUUAAUAAAACCAAACUAUAACUGCUUUUAUUACAUUAAUAUUUAUGUGCACGUUAUGUAAGUUUGGUAACGUCUGAGACACAAGUGUGCAAACCUCUAAACUACCUGAAAGAGUGUAGACUGGCAGUCCAGCAAACUUCCUGUUGAAGCAAACAGAUGUCAGCUGUGACCCUGCACUUCGUCAUGAAUUGGACAUGACAAUGUAUCAAACAAGUUUGUAACCAGCGUAGUUCUCGAUUACCAGAACUGUUCCGAAUUGAAAGUCCUAAAACUGUUUGUGUCGUCUGUCUUCAGACACUAAAGUGAUGUCCAAAAAGUCUCAGGUUUAGUGGUUUGUCAGAUAUCAAUACAUAUCAUGUGUUUAUAGAAUCUAUCAGUAUCUGUCUAUCAAUAUUUUGAAUUGGGUAACUCACCACAUUGCUUUUCCUUUGUAGGAAUUUUACAGCUGAUAAAUUCGCAUAUUGAUGUUCCUUUGUUUUGUAUAUUGUUUAAUAAAGAGUUUCUAAAUCGA
Molecule: messenger RNA, 2122 nt
Organism: Scatophagus argus
Lineage: Eukaryota; Metazoa; Chordata; Actinopteri; Scatophagidae
Gene: f11r.1
Product: F11 receptor, tandem duplicate 1
Exons: 11
Coding region: 195-1088 (297 amino acids)
Biological process (GO): intestinal absorption; cell adhesion; regulation of membrane permeability
Cellular component (GO): bicellular tight junction
Source: RefSeq, a predicted model, not a curated record